Molecule: messenger RNA, 2027 nt
Organism: Pseudophryne corroboree (corroboree frog)
Lineage: Eukaryota; Metazoa; Chordata; Amphibia; Anura; Myobatrachidae
Gene: WARS2
Product: tryptophanyl tRNA synthetase 2, mitochondrial
Exons: 6
Coding region: 263-1342 (359 amino acids)
Biological process (GO): mitochondrial tryptophanyl-tRNA aminoacylation
Cellular component (GO): mitochondrion; mitochondrial matrix
Molecular function (GO): ATP binding; tryptophan-tRNA ligase activity
Source: RefSeq, a predicted model, not a curated record
AUGAGGCACAGUGUGAGGUGUAGGAACAGGAUGAGGCACAGUGUGAGGUGUGAGGUGCAGGAACAGGAUGAGGCACAGAGUGAGGUGCAGGAAUAGGAUGAGGCACAGUGUGAGGUUUGACACUAGAAGACACUGUAGUAGAUAGAGAGCAGAGAGCACAGAAUAAGUCACCUGUACUCUGUGUGACUGGAGUGGGCGCUGCUGCUACACACACUGACAGCUGGCGCUGACCUCUCCCAGCCGCCGUACUGACGUCACCAAGAUGGCGCUGCCCAUGGCCAGGCGUGCUGUGUCCUGCCGGCUGAGGAGCGGACUCCGGGGACUGUGCACCGACCGGCAACCGGCAGCUCAGGAUGGAAAACUCUGCUUGUUCUCCGGCAUCCAGCCCACAGGCAUCCCCCACCUGGGGAACUACCUGGGCGCCCUGCAGAGCUGGGCCAGCCUGCAGGACGAGUUCGGGUUGGUGCUGUUCAGUGUUGUGGACCUACAUUCCAUCACCGUACCCCAGGACCCGGACAGGCUGCGGGAGAGCGUACUGGACAUGACUGCCUGCCUGCUAGCCUGUGGAAUCAACCCUGACAAGAGCUGUGUCUUUCAGCAGUCUCGGGUACCAGAACACGCUGAGCUUGGCUGGAUUCUCGGCUGCCUGACGUCCAUGCCGCGGAUCAGGCACUUGCCGCAGUGGAAGAUGAAGAGCCAGACGCAGAAGAAUGAAGGAAGUGUUGGGCUGUUCACCUACCCGGUGCUGCAGGCGGCUGACAUACUGCUGUACAAGUCCACACACGUUCCGGUGGGAGAUGACCAAUCCCAGCACAUAGAGCUGACCCAGGACGUAGCUCGGAUCUUCAAUAACCGAUACGGCGACUUCUUUCCCGUCCCCACAGCGCUGAUGAGCACCUCCAAAAAGAUUAAGUCCCUCCGCAACCCAUCGGUGAAGAUGUCGAAGUCGGACCCCCAAGUGCUGGCCACCGUGCGGCUGAUGGACAGCCCGGAGGAAAUAGGGAUGAAAUUCCGCAAGGCCGUCACGGACUUCACCUCCCAGGUGACCUUUGACCCUGAAGGGCGACCGGGUGUCUCCAACCUGGUAGCCAUCCACAGCGCCAUGACGGGCCUUACUCCUGAGGAUAUCGUGCAGCAGAGCAGCGGACUUGAGACCGCGCAGUACAAGAUAGUGGUGGCGGACGCGGUGAUAGAGAAACUGACGCCCAUCCGGGAAGAAAUCCAGAGGCUCAGGGAAGAUCCGGGGUUUCUGCUGGACGUGCUAAACCGCGGGGCUCAGAGAGCCAGGGACGUGGCGGUUCCUGUGUAUGACGCCGUCUGCCGGUUGGUGGGCUUAAGAUGAGCGAUCCAAAGAUGGUGGGGGGGGGUUCCGUCAUGUACACUCUGGCCUGGAUCAUCUGCGACAGCUUGGUGAACAUGGGCCUAAUCCAGACUGCACCACGGUUCUUGUACUCCUAUACAAUUGGUGUGUAAGCCAAUGUCCAGAAACACACACACCUGUACGAUGAUACGCCCACAUGCUCCAGCCUAUGAGAGGACCAGUCAUCCCGUCAUCUGAGUUACUGUAACAUCACUGUCUCCGCCCCACGUAUCAAUCCACCAAUCCACAGACUGCGUUUCUGCACAGCAAGUCUCUCUGCGCCUGCUGCGUCAGAUAGGCGUUCUCCCCCCAAACGUGAGGAGUGAGAGAGCGCGGAGGGCGCAUCGGGAGUGUCAGCUCUCCGGAUCGGUACUGUGAGUGCAGCUCGGUAAUACGCAGUAUUUGCUACAUACAGAUGCGUCAGAGCGGCUGCACCUACUGUGUAAUGUGACGUCUGUGGGGUAAAACUGAGACACGUCUGCUGAAAUUGAAUACUGGGACCAUAGUGCUGGACAUACACGUACGCUUGUAUUAAAUAAUAUAUAUAUAAUUUAAAUCCUUUAAAGGAAAUUGAGGAAUUAAUUGCAGAUAAUUUGCAGUUCGGUUGAAGGUUUUACCCUACUGUAUGUUGAUUUUUUAUUAAAGUGAUUUCAUUUUUCCAAUAAAC